CAGGAGGUGGCGGGAGAGGGGAGAGCUGGCAGCGCUGCGGUGUCACUGGGGAUCCGGAGGAACACAGGGAUUCGCUUGUCUGGCAUUGCUGCUGCUGCCUCACUCCUCCAUGAAGUAAAGCAGCGAGGUUAGCCCGGGCCAGAUAAGAUGGCUGUUAUUUGUUCUGCGGAUUCACACUUGUUGCCUUUGCUGGAAACGUUAGAAGACUCCACUACGUCUCAUACAGAACAGACAGAUGCAUACCUCUCUAUAGCUAACCGACUGAGUGGAGAGGAUGGAAAGGAGUUUAGUGUACUGGUCGGAGGCCAAUUUUCACGUCUUUGUAAAGCAUUUAAGGGGCACAUCUCUAACCAGAACUCUGAUCUUAGCAAUGCAGCGCUGCAGGCACUGGGAUUUUGUUUAUUUAAUAACAAAAUUGCAUCUGGCUUAUCAGCAUCAGAGACAGAAGAAUUACUUUCAGCACUAAACUGUAUUGCUGUCAAGGCGGCAGAUAAAAAUACUUGCACACGAGCACUUUGGGUGAUUUCAAAACAGAAUUUUCCCUCCGAGGAAGUUGAGAAAUUGGUACCCUCGAUACUUUCUACAUUAGAAAGUGUACUUAAUAAAGAUGUUCAGUCACUUGUCAUUGAAUAUGAAGCACUGAAUGUUGUCAUACGACUAUUGGAGCAGGUACCUACACAAAUGACACAUGAAGCAGUCAGAUGGUCUAAGCUCAUUAUACCAUUGGUUGUCCAUUCAGCACCAAAAGUUAGAUUAAGAGCUGCCACUUCUUUGGAAAUAGGAUUGCCUUUCUUGCUUCAGAAGCAACAAGAAGUGUCCGCUUUAACUGAACAACUGAUGACUUCUAAACUUGUUGCUGAGUUGCAGAAACUGUUUUCAACUAAGAAUGAAACCUAUGUCUUAAAACUGUGGCCGUUGUUUGUCAAGUUACUUGGAAAGACACUGCAUCGUAGUGGAAGCUUCAUCAACUCUUUGCUGCAACUGGAAGAAUUAGGUUUUAGAAGUGGUUCUCCGGCAGUGAAGAAAAUAGCAUUUAUUGCGUGGAAAAGCCUCAUUGAUAAUUUUGCUUCAAAUCCAGAUAUUCUCUGCAGUACCAAAAGGCUCAAGUUGCUUAUGCAGCCUUUAAGUUCUAUCCAUGUUAGAACAGAGGCCCUUGCACUGACCAAGAUAGAAGUCUGGUGGUAUCUCCUGAUGAGGCUUGGCUCUCAGCUCCCUUCACAUUUUGAACAGGUUUGCUUGCCUUUACUUCAAAGUGCUUUAAGUGUAGAAUUCUCUUCAGCUCCGGCAACUCCUUUACGAACAAAUAACCAAAGUAUGGCUGCAUCUACACCUUUGCAAAAAGGAUCACUUCCUUUCGGUAGUCCUGCUACACCAAAAAUCAGCUUGAAUUCUAGUCUCCUGACCUCAAUAGCUUUCCCUUCUGUUCACCUUCUUGGUAUUGAAAUGCUGCUUCACUUUAUGUUGGGUCCAGAAGUUGUCAGCUUUGCAGCACAGCACAGGGUUGUGCUGAGUUUGGAACCCCUUCAGCAUCCACUGGUCAGCAAUUCCUCAUUCUUCUGUAAACAUGCUGCUACUCUCCUUAAUGCAGUACAAGAUGGAUUUAUCACAAUAGGAAAAGAUGCUGCUGAUGCUGUGCUGAACGCUGUAUGGAAGGACAUGAUAGUUUUUACAAAAGCAGCCAUUGAUACAGGUAACAAGAGGGAACGUCAGGGCUCUGAGGUUCUGACCCAUUUGUUGCAGGCUCUGAAGAAUAUAGUCACGUCAGAUGCACUUCAAGUAGAAAAGACAGUGAGCCUCCUAGAGCAUACCAUAAAGGGUCUCCCUCAAAAAGUACUUGGAUCUGCAGCAUAUCAGGUGGCAAAUAUGGAUCUUCUUAAUGGAACACCGGCUUUGUUUCUAAUUCAGCUUCAUUUUCAUACUGGACUCUUAGAGAAAAGUGUAACAGGAGAAAGGUUUUUCAUUAACUUUGAAACCCUUGUAAACUAUGCUCUUACGGGACCUACAUCCCCACUAGCAUUCAGUGAAGCUGUGCUUGGUGAGAUAAAUCGGAAUGCAAAAUUCAUUGAAAACAAAGAGCACCUUUGGAGAAUGUGGAGUAUUCUAAUAAAUCCCUUAACUGAAAGGAUUAACCAGACUAACGAAGUUAAUCAAGGUGAUGCUUUGGAACAUAACUUUAGAGCUGUGCACAGUGCUUUGAUGUUGCCCAUAACACACAUCUUUCCUGUCACGGUAUUUCCACAGCCCACUAUGAAGACUUUAUUGCGCACCUGGUCAGAACUGUAUAAGGUUUUUGCUCGAUGUGCAGCUCUGGUCGCCACAGUUGAAGAAAAUGUAUGGUGUGAAGAGCUGUGUUCCAGGAUUUUGGUUGUAUUGGGAGAUCUCAGCUUGAAUUUAGCCAUGCUGGAAAGGAUUGUUCAUGUUAUUACUGUAAUUGUCGAAAAUUUUAACUUCUCGCCCUACACGACAAAGUUUCAGCCAAAAACCAGAACACCACAUACACCAACUGACUGGGCCAAGAAGAAGAGGGAACCUCUUGGAAACCUGAACUGCAUGCUGAAACUACUUGUGAAAUUAAUUGAAUCUUUCCACAGCCUGGGCUUGGAAGAAUCCCAAUUAGAAGCAAAUGCUCCCAGUUUAAUGUCCACUGGUGGCUCCCUCAUUGGAGUUCUUUCAACGUGCAUCUGCCAUAUAACGUUACCUUCAGUGAUCAGGACUAUUUUUACAAUGAUCACAAAACCACUUUCACUCCUCAUUAAAAAAACACAGUCUGAAAGUAAUAAAGUCUAUAAUGGUCUCAACAGCAAGUUGGAAAAGCUACUUGGAGAUGUUAUUGUCUGUCUUGGCUCUCGAUUCAGUGGUCCUUAUGACAAUGAUCUCCUGGAAACACUCUCGCCAAUAUUGUGCUUGCUUUUUCUGCAUAAAAACAAACAGACUCGGAACCAAGCAGCACAGUUCUGGAAUGGAUCCUUUGCUAAGGCAACAAUGCUGACGUAUCCAGAAGAGCUCAAGCCAGUAUUAAGCCAGGUGAAAUCAAAGACUCCACUUCUUUUACCAGGGUUUACAUUUUUAUCUGAAGACUUAAGUGGACCUCAUUCUGAAAAUACGGACAACUCCCAGCUAGAAGCAAAGAUCAGUGGAAUGGAAGUCCGGUCCACUGGAAAACGUGACUCGUUACUAGCGCGCGUUGAAGAAACAAAGGAUAAAGGAACUCCGCCUAGACCAACACAAGCUAAAUUGAAACUGGAUUUCUCUUCACCCAAACCUAAAGAGAAGCUGUUGGAUGAGGAAAGAUCUGUUGACUUUGUUUUUAUUCCGCCUGAAGCAAAAGAGAGAGUAUUGACUGAACACCAAAAAGAAGUGCUAAGAACAAAGAGGGUAGAUAUACCAACAAUGUACAACAAUCUGGAUGCAUCUCAGGAUACAACACUCUUUACCCAGUAUACUCAGAGCCAAGAAAAUUCAUCGGAAAUGCCCACCCUUGCAGAACAAGAAGAAAAGGAGCCUGAACCAAAGGAAAAUGUUCCUGAAGUUUUGCCAAACGAAAAUGAUUCUUCUAAGGAAACAAAGCAAAAAGAUGGCGAACACGAUGAUGAUAACAUUUUAGAUUGCAAAAGAGCCCAGACAGGAAGCAUAGAUGCUUCAGCAGUUGGUGAAACCAACACUGAUGUUCAAAACACUUCAAAUAUUAGUAACAGUUCUACCUCUUCAGACAUGGUUCUGGGUACCCCACCUCCACCUGUUAGCAGAAGGCAAUCAUUUAUCACCUUAGAGAAGUUUAACAGUUCCAUGAGUCGUUCUCUCAGUCCUUUAUCAAACACAAAAUUCCCUAAGGCAGCUGAAGUUAUUUUAGUUCCUGAUAGCCAAGAAGCCUUGGUAAUUGAAAAUGCACAGGCAGCUCAAGAAAAGAAAAAUAUGGAAACGAAGGCUUCCAAAACAGAGGUUUCAAAACCAAUCUCUAAAAGAGGUAGAAAGCCAAAGUCUUCACUUGUGCCAGAGAAAACAGAGGAUGUGAAAGUUAACUCUUCCAGUGAGUCUCAGAAUAAAGCUAGUGAUGCUGAGCGACCAGAAAAUAAAGACUGGGUACCAGAUUCUCAGACUCAGGUAUUAGAAUCAGAAGUUGCAGAGACUGUCAAAGAAAAUAACAUAGCCAAGGAGAAUGCAGAGUAUAAAGAAAACACUCCUCCAGAAACCAUUCAUCUUGCAAACAGUGAGAAGUCACAAAUUCCACAAGCAAUAUCUAAUCAGGUAUCCUUGAGGCGAUCUUCCCGAAGGCAGUCAGAAAUAUUGGAAGGUGUAAAGAGUAUAGCUAGUGACAAAGGGCAGAAACAGCAACGUGAUAAGGUAGACAAGAUGCAGGAAAAAGAUGGCCUGAAUCAUGACAAAAAAGACCUUUCAGAAACAGACCUUGGUAAAAAAGUCAGAGCUGCAACUGAUAAACAGGGUGAUGAACAAGGCGAAAGCCAGGAGAUGGGCAGAAGUAGGACAAGGUAUCAGACAAGAAGGUCUUCACAAGGGCUUGUUCUUGCAAGUGAGAACUCUGAGUCUGAUAAUUCGGAAACACGAGAAGAAAGUACUAAAAGAAAAAGAUCUUGGAGGGGUAAAAUUAAGAGCAUUGAAAAGGAUGAUAAUGUAAAUAAUUCAUCACCACUUUUGCAAGAAAACGGUCCUAAAAAACAAAAGUCUCUUGAAAAAAAUAACCUAGAGUCUGGUUCCGAAAUGGAGACAGAAGUUGAUCACUCUACAACAAAAGACAUUAGUAGCAAGACUUAUACGUUAAUUGCAGACAGUACAGUGUCAGAUGCAAAUGUUUGUGCUGAAGUCAACGGAACAGUUUCAGAACCUGUCAAAGAAACCAACAAGACUUACGACAUUACAAAAGGUUCCAGCCAAUUACAAAGUUUAAUGACAGAACCCACAGCUGGUGAUUAUUCUACUGCUGUGUCUGAGGUGUUCCAGCAAUCUGAGAGUAACCUGCAAGUAUCCGACUGCUUUCAUAAGCGGAGCAAAAGAGCAAGAAGGUCUAAGAGCUGUGACUGCUGUGGAGAUGCGUCAAACAAUAAGGAGGCAACCUAUACAGUAUUGAAUUCUUCUGUAAAGCCAGACCUUAUACCAAAGAAGGGCCAUUCAAGUAUUGUUGCUUCUGAGAUGUCUGACACUCCAUUUGAUGAAACCGUAUUUUUGGGGCCUUUUGCUGUUAGCACACCACUAGUUGGAACCAAAGACCAGUGCUUUUUCAAGCCAUCUGUUACUGAGUUAAAAUCUGAUACAGAAUCUGAACAGGAAAAUACAGUGAUUCCUUUAAAUGAAGAAACUAAAAGUGAAGUGGAGGAAAUAACACAGAUUUUUGUUGGAACAAAGACCGUAGAAGCUCCAGAAGAGUCAAUGGAAAUGGUAGAGAAUGUAGAGGCUUCAGGAGAGGCUAUUAAGGUGCCAAAACAGAACAUAGAAUCUCCAGAAGAGACUGUGGAGACUUUAGAAAAUGAAGAGGCUCCAAAAGAGAGCAAAGAGAUUCUAGAAGAGCCCAUGGAGUUUCUAGUAGAGAAAAUAGAAGCAUCCGAAGGGACUAUGGUUACCCCAGAAGAGAAGGUAGAAGCUUUAGAUAAGACCGAAGUAUCUGAAGGGACUAUGGUUACACCAGAACAGAAUGUAGAAACUUUAGAUAAGGCCGAAGCAUCUGAAGGCACUAUGGUUACCCCAGAAGAGAAGGUAGAAGCUUUAGAUAAGACCGAAGCAUCUGAAGGGACUAUGGUCACACGAGAACAGAAUGUAGAAGCUUUAGCUAAGGCCACGGAGACUCCAGUAGAUUCUGUAAAACCUGAUGUUGCUGAGACAGUAGAAAAUGAAAUUUCAGAACAAACUAUAGCUCAGGGUAAAGAUUCUGAUGCAGAAUGUGCUCAGCAAAUACGCGAUGAGGAUAAAGAAAACUAUGUUCCUUUGGAAAAUGAUUGUAUUAGACAAUUAAAUGUCACAGAAGACAUUGUGGAGACAAAAGCUGCAACUGCUAGUGCAAACAUUGAUCCUGAGAUGGCAGUGGCCAGUGCUGAAAAUAAUACAGAUGAAGAUCCUCUCCUAAAACCAGAGUCCAGUCACUGUUUACAAUUCGUAGACUGUAGCAGUACAGAUGUCAGAAAAGAGACCGUAGAAGAUGAGGUUUUUGUUGCCUCAGAAAAGUGUGCAGUUCCUGAUGUACCCGAAAACAUGGCUAUGGAAGACAAAUCGACUGAAGGAAGGGCAGACACAGACUCUCCUCCAAAAGUUAAAGGAUUGAUCAAUUUCACCUUGGCUAAUGAUAGCCCUGGAGGAAAUUCUUGCUGGUCUCCUUCAGCAUCACCAUCUACUAGCAUUUUAAAGAAAGGUGUAAAAAGACAGCAGGAAAACGACUCUCCAUCUCCACUUAAUAAGAUUCGCAGAGUUUCAUUUGCUAAUCCAAUAUAUCAGGAAGGGCUGGCAGAUGACAUAGACAGAAGAAGCCCUGUUGUAAGGUGUAGCUCUUCAAAUAAUUCCCCCUCAUCCCGAAGUCUGAAACUGCUCACAAGCAAUCAACCUAAGCAUAACACAACCCCUACGAAAGGAUUUGUUUCUCCAAGCUCGAGAGUCCUUGGAUUUAAAAGCUCAAAGAAAAAUUUGAUUUCAGAAAUGACCAAGGAGUCCAUGCCGUCUCCCAAAGAAAGCGUCUACCCUGCACUUAUGAACUGCACAACCCCAGUUGAUGUCAUCCUUCCUCAGAUUACAUCUCUUGCGUGGGCCAGAGGACUUGGACAGCUCAUACGUGCAAAGAACAUAAAGACCAUCGGUGAUCUAAGCAUACUCACGCCCCCCGAGAUCAAGGCGCUGCCUAUCCGAUCUCCUAAAGUCUCUACGGUGAAGAAAGCUCUUAGAGUGUAUCAUGAGCAGCAGACAAAAAACAAAGGAUUUGAUGAAUUUGCUCUUCUUGACGAGAUUGAAAAACCAUUAAAUGUUCUGGAAGAAAAAACCGCCUCCAUAGAUGAAGAGAAACUUGCAACAGUCUUGGCUGAGCUGCCUACCCCUGCCAUGGACACUGCUCCCUCCCCAGACCUUCUGUCCCAGAUCGCUGCACUUUCUCGCCAAUUAUCUUCUGAGGACCUUGGCAAAUACUCUGCCAGCCAGCUCUUUGACAUACAGGAGAAGCUUGGCGGCAUGUCCAACUGCAUCAUUCGACACUUGCAGUCACGAUGGAGGUCUCCACCUCACGAAAACUCUGUAUGACCAGACUUUCCCAAUUAAGGACUCGUUUUAUUCCGGGUUUCCCGAGAGAGUUCAUUUUACAGAAGCCUUUGUCAAUAGUUGUAGUUUUUACGUCAUGUUGGGUCAUAUGCUUGUAUUUCUUUUAGUCCCAUUGCUGCUAUUAUAAUGCUUAUGGCUAGGAGUUUGAACAGAAGGCAACUUUAUAGAGCCUUGCUCUUUUUCUAACCGCCUUUCCUGAUGUAGAAGUUAAUUUCUCAUUGGAUACGUUGUUUUAUUGCUUAACAGCCUUUCAUUAAACAGUCAAAAAGUUCAUUACCUUCCGUCAGUUCACACUGAAUACUGCUGAUGCCUUCUGGUUGGCUGUAAGUGUUGGGAAAUAUGCUACUGCACCCCUGAUUUGUGUGUAGAAUUGAAUUUUCUAUACUGCAGAUUCAUCAGGACUGUGCAUACUUAUCGUAAUGAAAUGCUAUACUGCUGUCCUGAUGGAUCGUGGAAUUGUAGAUGAAUGAAAGGAUAUUUUUGCCUAAGAGUAGUGCUACAUUUUUAGAUCCUUUUCAGUUGUUCUCAGGUUCCGUUGGAGUCACAUUGUCGAAUGCUGAAUACAUGGGCAGCUACACCUUGUUUUAGAAAUGAGCCUCUGUGUAACCUAUGGGUAUAGAAAGUUUGCGGUGUGAUUGCUAACUUUAAAUAGGAUCAGUUUUGUGGCGGCCACAGGAUAAUUUCUACAGGAUUUGCCAUAAAUAUAUACUCUUAGGAGCUUGAAGUGCUUUUUGGAACACAUUUUCUCAGCAGCGGUUCCGCUCAUGUAUUUUUCUAUGAUCUCCCAAGCUCUAGUCUUCUAGACUGUCGGCCCGCCAUUGGUUUUUAUUGGGAAGUAGGCAAACGUUGAAAUUUUGUAUAUUCUGUAUAUAAAUUGCACUGUAAGCAACUUACUUUCCAGUUAUUAAUACGCAUUGUAUAUAUAAUUUAAUGGUCACUAUACACAAGCUUCUUAUUGUCAUUUUCUGAAAAUGUUUUUAGAUUUGUAAAAUAUUAAAAGUAUUAAAAGUGGGGUUUGUUUUCUAAUGGACGUUCUUUGGAAUGAAAUUGGAAAAUACACAUUUUCAGAUUGUAUUUUUUAUAAAUGUGUCGUUUACUUUGCUUACAUUUUGGUUGUUCUUGUCACUGACUUUUAUGAAAGUUUACCGAGAUAAUAAUAAUAGAGAGUUCUAAACUGUUGAGGAGAAUCUUCACUAGUUAAAGGGGGGCCUGUCACCGACACAUAAAGCUGUAUAAUAAAAGUCCUUUGCAAAUGAAA
Xenopus tropicalis (tropical clawed frog) is the source of this 8503-nucleotide messenger RNA. It is a transcript of the gene rif1, whose product is annotated as replication timing regulatory factor 1. NCBI's taxonomy places the organism in Eukaryota, Metazoa, Chordata, Amphibia, Anura, Pipidae. The record is from RefSeq and is a predicted model, not a curated record. Bases 148 to 7227 code for a protein of 2359 amino acids. Gene Ontology annotation, cellular component: nucleus; chromosome, telomeric region. The transcript is spliced from 36 exons.